UCGAACAGCCAUCUGACGAAAAAAUCGUCAUCUGUAUAUAAACGCGGUCCCACCCUUCUAGAUCAUUCCUGGAUUUGUCUGAGGUAUCAAACGAUCUCACUGAAGCUCUUGGCGUCGAGGAUUUUUCCAACUGUGUGAAGAUCAAAACCCCCCCAAAAAAGUUUUUUUCUACUCGAGUAACGGACAUUUGACUUCUACUUUUUUGCUCCAGAUUAUUCAAGAAGGAAAAGCUAGCAUUCUAGCCACAUCAUUCCCGCCCAUUAAGUCAUUUUAAGUCAAAAUGAUAGAGUCAUGACAGUUUAAGCUGUCUAAAACUGUUCUGAAAAUUGUUGCUGUUAAGCACAAAAUAUUAUAGGUACCCGAGACGCAGAGGAGAAUUAUAAAUAGUAAGUGUUUACUUUCAAACCAAUUUGAAUCGAAAUUUAACGGUUAAUCAGUUGCCUGUCUUGGAAAUGAUCAAUUCUUAAAGUAGUUAGGAGAAAGCUGUGAUAAAGCGAGUAAAGCUGGCUAGUUAGCGUAUGAGCUCACACCGCAAAGAUAGCAGCGGCUAAACGCCCUGUUUCUCUUUGUGUGUGUGAGACGGAUUCAUAUUCUACUAAUUACUGAUUAAACAUGUUUUUAAAUAAGCUAGCGAUCGCUUCUCAUAAGCAAUCUGUUCAUAAAGAUUGCCGCAGCAUAAAGCAGGAUGUAAUUAUUAUUAUUAACGUGCUUUUGAAAGGAGAGCUCAUUGGGACAUUCAACGCAAUCUGUCCAUAAAGAUUGCACGAUGACGACUGUGGAUGUACAAGGGUUGAAAUGUUCGAUUAUUGGCUUAUCUUUAGUUAAAUUUAGUAAAAUAAACAAUUAAAAAAAACGCAUAAAUGGAAGUCGGUUAGCUUUUAGUGGAAAUUUUUUGUAACGCUGAGAAAUGUCGAGGUUGUUUGUGUAGUCGUGUUUUGCUUUUAAAAUGGCGGACGGGUUGUCCUUUGCUGAGAUCCAACGCAAUGGUGGCUUUGGCUUUGAGACCAGAUGGUAUUUGUUUGCUCGGGAUUUUCUCGUGUUGUUCUAAUCAGAGUCGGUCGGAAUUCAAUUUUUUUUUUACCAUAUAUAUAUAUAUAUAUUUAUAUAUAUAUUUUUAUUAUUUUUGGGAGUGGGGGUGCGAGUGUAAAUAGUUUUCGGGGUUGUUUGGAUAUAUUUCAAGAUGGCGCUCGGGCUUCUUCACGAACGCGAAGCGGUUAACGGAAAAGGGGGCGGGGCUUAGCGCACGCGCUUGCUUCAGGGGGUGUAGAGCCGCACGCGCAGGAUGACUCUGACAGAUGGCGAGAGCCACAGUGGGGCUUCUGUAAAUGACUCCCAUUUUAUAUAACGCAUCUGUUUUAACACAGCGCGGCUUGGGCAUUGUCAAAUCACCGGGUUUGUCAUGCAGACUUAUUGUGAUUAUUUAUUUAAACAAUAUUGUGUUUUAAAAAAAACCCCAACAACAACAAAAAAAGGCAUGAAGGAGUUCCAUUGUGUACCACCCUGUGUAAGGUGAUGUUUAAAAAGGCAUUACACAGUCCGUGUGUGUGUGUGUACAUUUUAAUGUGUUUCUUUUCGAACUUGACAAGUUUAUUCACUAUAUUUCUGAUGCGAUAUUUCCGGCAGUCGUGUCCACUUGUUCAUGAGGUAACUGCCAGCUUUGUUUACUGUGUGUAACAGUUGUGACAUUUUCAGGAGUGUGUAUUGUACCGUGUAACGGAGGUCGAUACUGAAUUCAGAGACUAAAAAAAACUUCAACAACACUUUUACGGGCUGUAAUGGCAGUGGGCCCAGUGGACCCAAGGGAGGUAUUGAAAGGAGUGGAGGCGCUACUGGGGAAGGAUGGUGAGCUCCGAAGCCUGGAGGGUGUUGCCAAAGUAUUCAGUCUGAUGAAGGCCUCUCAUAAAAUGGUCAGCAGGUGCAUGUAUCUAAAUAUCUUGCUGCAGACCAAAUCACAUGACAUUCUUAAUCGAUUUAUCCGUGUUGGUGGCUAUAAGUUGCUGAACUCUUGGUUGACUUAUUCCAAGACUACCACCAAUACCCCAAUGCUGCAGCUCAUUCUUCUCACUCUGCAGAAACUGCCUCUUACAGUGGACCAUCUCAAACAGAACAACACGGCAAAGUUGGUUAAGCAUCUGAGCAAGAGCGGGGAGACAGAAGAGUUGAGAAAGCUCGCCUUGGUACUCGUGGAAGGUUGGAUGGCCAUCAUCCGCUCUCAGAGUGUUUCCAGCGGCGCCUCGCCUAACGACAAGAAAAGAAAGAAGGAAGACGUUAAAGUGCGUCCAGAGGUGAAGGUUGUGGAGAAGGGGACAGAAGAGGAGAGGAAAAGAGAAAAGCCAAAGGCCCAUGCGCCCAGUCAUGCGAAGAUUCGCUCCACAGGUUUAGAGGUAGAAACUCCAACACCCAUCCCUACAAAAAAGGUCCCUGUAGUCCCCCAGCUUGGAGACAAAUACAACAUCAAACCUGCCGUGCUUAAGAGGCCUAGCUCUGGUUUAUCAGACGCGCCACCUGUGGAGAAAAAAUACAAGCCUCUUAACACCACGCCCAACUCGACCAAAGAAAUCAAAGUCAAGCUCAUUCCUGCACAACCUAUGGAGAGCCUGGGCUUUCUGGAUGCACUUAACUCUGCUCCAGUGCCAGGAAUCAAGAUCAAGAAGAAGAAACCCAAGGCAGUGUCUCCUACCUCUAACAAGCCAUGUCCGUUUGAAAGCAAGCCCCAGUCAUACUCGAGCUCGCAGACCAAGCCGUCUUCCCCCGAGGUUCCUGCGUCUCACACUCCUCCACAUGAGCCCCAAGACCUGGAACAGCCAGGGACGCCUGUCCCCACCGAGGACCCUGAGGCUAUGGACACUGAUAAGCCUAAUGCGCUUUCAGAGCCACGCGGAGAGGAAGAGAGCCUCACAAAGAAAGGCAAGAAAAAGAAGAGCGUUCGCUGGGCCGAGGAAGAACAGCUCAAAGAAUAUUUUUACUUCGAUCUGGACGAGACAGAGAGAGUAAACGUCAACAAGAUUAAAGAUUUCGGCGAAGCGGCCAAGCGGGAGCUGAUGAUGGACAGGCACACCUUCGAGAUGGCCCGUCGACUUUCACACGACGCCAUGGAAGAGCGGGUGCCCUGGACACCCCCGCGACCUUUGAUCCUGUCAGGCUGUCUGGUCAGUCCAGGGUCCAGUAGCACUGAGAAGCUGACGCAGAGGGACAGAGAGAUGGGCAUCCUCCAGGAGAUCUUCCUCAACAAGGAGAGUGUCCCAGACAGCCCACACGAGCCGGACCCAGAGCCUUACGAGCCGAUGCCACCACGUCUCAUUCCUCUGGAUGAGGACUGCACGACGGUGGAGGACAGCUACACGGAAACCGCUGACACUGCUGUAUCGUGUCCACCCCCCACAGCCCAGGAGGGGUCCAAGCUGCCCCCUGUCCUCGCAAAUCUCAUGGUCAGCCUGAACAGCAGCAAAUGCAGUCCGCAAGCUCCGAGCAACACACCACCUCCCAACAAUUCCUCUGUGAACGUCCAAGAACUCCUCAGCUCCAUCAUGGGUGCUCAGGGGUCUAACCAGUCAGCAGAGGACCUCAUUAAGCAGCCUGAUUUCUCUGACAAGAUCAAACAGCUUUUGGGAUCUCUUCAGCAGAACCAGAAUCAGAACCAGAACCAGCAGGGCAGCGCUCCACCUAUGUCGAAUGCAGGUCUUCUCGGCCACGGUCCCGGCAUGAACAUGAACAACAACAUGAACAUGCCGAUGCCCAUGAACGGCAGUUACCCACCGAACAAGCCGCCCGGCGGGCCUCAUUUCAGUCACCCGCCCCCUCCUCACGGGCACGGACCACCACCCUUUGGCGGAGGAGGGCCGCGCAUGAUGGGUCCUCCACCCGGACCUCAGGGUAGAGGAGGGGACAACGGAAACUACUGGGGAGACGACUCUAUACGGGGAGGACCACACCGGGGCGGCCAUUUCCACCGUGGGAGAGGAAGAGGAGGAGACCAAGGGUUCAGAGGACGGGGAGGACGAGGAGGACCACGCGGAGGACACAACAACAUGGGUGACAUGUCCAAAAGACCUGUGUGUCGGCAUUUCAUGAUGAAAGGGAACUGCAGAUAUGAAAACAACUGUGCUUUCUACCACCCGGGUGUGAAUGGUCCUCCUCUACCUCCCCAGCAUGGGCAUUAACUUCACCCCAAGGAGGCAGACUCUCCUUGAAUCCCAACACUCACACUGGAUGUGGUCCUGCCACUCACCUUCACUAGAGGGCAGUAGAGCACAUUUUGAAGAAUUUUUUUCCCCCAUUUGAUUCCUGUUCAGUGUUUACAGCUGCCAGAUCAGAGACUGCGACGUCCGGACCCCCGAGCAUUUCUCCCCCCUCGUCUCUCGCUCUCUCUAUGGAAAUUAAUGCUUAUAAAUGACUUCAUCAUAAGAACAAGCUAAAGCCUGCAGUGAUGGAUAGACUUCCUGUGUAAAUGCAAAAACUCAGUGUUACGAUCACUUCAAUAUAUUUUUGUGGUCAUACGUACGACACCGAUUUAAAAGUACGGAAGAAUGUGCCACUCUUCGAUGACCACUAUUGCAGCUUACUUUUGAUUUACACUGUUAUAUACGUUGUGUUCGCUUUGGGUGUUACCCAUGAUUUAUUUUUUUUAUUUUUUUUUACUUUGAGACUAUGAAUUUGGUUCAGCACUACAGAACCUUUUGAAGUGUGAAUGUGUUCCCGUUAGUAUGUGUUUUUGUUUUAAAUUGUAGAACGGAGGGGAAAUGUACUGUUUUGCCGUUUAAGCAGGUUACGGUUACAGAAACCGUCUCUCUGUUAUCACCUGUGGUAUAUAACCACGCAUUCUAGCACCUCCAUUUUUAUUCCAAAGUCCGUUGGGUGAACAGCUUUACCUUCAGCUGCCUGGCUGAUAUGAAGCUGGAUUCUCACUCACACAUGCGCGUGCACACACACACACACACACACACACACACUCAUAAUAAUGUGUCCUAGAUUGCUAUUAAUGCUUGAACUUGUGUAAAAAGGGGGGAAAAAGACAAUCAGGACAAUUAGGGUGUUAUCGUUUCAUUCAGUCUGUGCAUCCGUGCAGUCACACUCUCAAGUCAUGGUCACGUAUAUCCUCAUACAGCAGUGCUGAACUGAGCCUAAGGCUCUGAACCACUCUCUGGGCCAACGCUAGUGUUUUCUGUGAAAACAGUGGCCUUUGUGUCUCUUGUGGGACUACAUAGUUUUUCUUUCCUUUUUUUUUUUCCCUCUCUCCUGUUUUUAUUUUUUGUAAAAAUCAAUUUUUUUUCACCUCUAUCCGAACGAGGUUUUGUUUGUGUUCUAGAGGUAUGUGUGUCUGAGUUACAGUUGCAAAGACACAUUUAUAAGUAUAUAAAAUCUGUAAAGGUUUUUUUUUCUACAUGUACUAAUAAAUGUUCUAAAAAUAAA
This is a messenger RNA of Ictalurus punctatus (channel catfish), 5409 nucleotides long. RefSeq names its product protein phosphatase 1, regulatory subunit 10 (gene ppp1r10). Gene Ontology annotation, molecular function: metal ion binding. The coding region runs from base 1776 to 4160 and encodes 794 amino acids. NCBI's taxonomy places the organism in Eukaryota, Metazoa, Chordata, Actinopteri, Siluriformes, Ictaluridae. Gene Ontology annotation, cellular component: nucleus. The transcript has 19 exons. The record is from RefSeq and is a predicted model, not a curated record.